GGCGGUAACGUGUCUUCUUUGCUGAAAUUACACCAAAGAACAAGAUGAGGACGCACACAUUAUACGUAAAACUGUAAACAGAUGUCGCAGAGACAGACUGAAAGAAAAGAAAUGAACGGACAAACGGACGUAGAAGUCGACUACAAGCGGAAAUACAAAAACUUGAAACGCAAAUUAAAGUUCCUCGUCUAUGAACAAGAAUGUUUUCAAGAGGAGCUGAGAAGAGCUCAAAGGAAGCUGUUGAAAGUUUCCAGAGACAAAAGCUUUCUUCUUGACCGAUUACUGCAGUAUGAAAGGGUGGAUGAAGACUCCUCAGACUCAGAUGCAACAGUGUCCUCAGACAACAGUGAAGGGGAAGGGCCCCGAGAGAGGGAACGAGAACGAGAGGGAGCAAAGAAGAAAAAGAGCGGUCCUGGGACAGGCCUUUCUUCAUCAUCGUCUUCUCACCUCUCCAUGCUGUCACGUUCUGGAGGAAACCCUCUGCAGUCCUCUGCUGCAGGACCUUACCUCAACACCAUGCCCUUCCCCCCAGAGUAUUUGGCACCGCCAGCUGAGCGAAUGAAGAAAGAGAGAAAAACAAAGACGCCUAAAAACAAGAAAGAGACCACGGGGAAGGUUGUUACUCCAAUGGCAGCAAACUACCCAUCAACCCCUGCGACUCCUCCCACAGCCAGCGGUCCCUUCAGCUGGGUUCCCAGACAGAUGUUCAGUGGUGAUGCAGCUGAGGAAGAGUGUGAGAGCGAAGGAGACAGCGACAGAGGAGAUGAAGACAGAGGGGAGGGGGACGAGGCUGAACUGGUCAUAGACAUCCCUAACGAGUGAGCCUGUGGGGUUUAGAGGUAUUUAAAAACAAAAAAACUGUCAAAGCGAUGCUUGUGUAUCUGUAAAAGGAGUGAGAAGCACAGUUUCAAGUUUUCUUUUAAAGGAUAGGAUGGGACCUUAAUAAAGUGCUACAAACUAACACUCCUAUUCCAUUCUUAACUGGAGAUUCACAGACGUUUUUGGAUAAACUGGUUUUGUUUGGUGGAGUCAGACACUGUGCUCCACCCUUUGUUUCUGUUGGGAAAAGCUUCCAGGGAAUUCGGAUUCAAAUGAAGCUUAAAAACAUCCCAACUGGUAAAAUAAAGUGUCUGGUUUAAGAUCUUCUAAUAAAAGACCAAAAGCAAUUUUACACUUAAUAUUUUCUUUUGUCAUGGCGUAGCAUCUGACUGCUAACUGUAUGAUCAUCUUGUUGUUUUGUCUUGAAUUUUGUGUUGCAGCAACUCAGAUAUGUAAAGGAAAGUCAUCAACAUGAAAAUUCUGCUGUGCAUAAAGACCUGACAAAACCAGAGCUCUCAAGUUUAGUUCUACCAUGCUGAAUAACUGCUGCUUAAUUGAGUUUCUUUUUUAGGUUCACAUUAUGUCAUGUGACAAAUGACUGUUUGGAUUUUUCCUUUAAGGAAUAAAACAAAACAUGACUCUAUUUGGUUGCGAAUUAUUAUUUACAUGCUGUUAACCCCUUGAGGCCCGAGUUCAUUUCCAGAUGUAAAAAAUUCCUUAAGUUUUUGUUGUCGUGUAGAUGCUAAAUUAAGGCAUUUGUGGAGCCAAGGUGGUUUGUUGAGUAUUUAAAUCAAUAGGCAUAAAGGGGUUAAUUUUGCUGUAGCAUGUUUCCAUUUGAAAAUAAAUUUAACUACAGAGAAAAUGAAACUUUCCUGCUAAGCAGCACUGAUCCCAGUGUUGUUAUAAUAUGCAUCUUGUUCAAAUAAGGACAUACCUUUCUGUA
Messenger RNA from Oryzias latipes (Japanese medaka), 1762 nucleotides. It is a transcript of the gene ino80e, whose product is annotated as INO80 complex subunit E. Lineage: Eukaryota; Metazoa; Chordata; Actinopteri; Beloniformes; Adrianichthyidae. Gene Ontology annotation, biological process: chromatin remodeling. The record is from RefSeq and is a predicted model, not a curated record. Gene Ontology annotation, cellular component: Ino80 complex; nucleus.